Messenger RNA from Syngnathus typhle (broad-nosed pipefish), 2358 nucleotides. It is a transcript of the gene siah1, whose product is annotated as siah E3 ubiquitin protein ligase 1. Gene Ontology annotation, biological process: multicellular organism development; proteasome-mediated ubiquitin-dependent protein catabolic process. The coding region runs from base 82 to 1101 and encodes 339 amino acids. The record is from RefSeq and is a predicted model, not a curated record. Gene Ontology annotation, molecular function: ubiquitin protein ligase activity; ubiquitin conjugating enzyme binding; zinc ion binding. Gene Ontology annotation, cellular component: cytoplasm. Lineage: Eukaryota; Metazoa; Chordata; Actinopteri; Syngnathiformes; Syngnathidae. The transcript has 5 exons.
GCGAGCCCGAGCAGCUGCUAGUUGCUAGUAAUAGCGCCCGCCUGGCCUGGCGUCUCGCCUCUGCUUCACGAGCAUUUGCGAAUGUGUGUCCCCGCAGCUAACCAAGGAAACACGGACUACACUGAGCCGCUGUCGACCCCUUCUCAGCUUGUACGUCGUUCUACCGGCGGUGAAGUCAAGGAUAUUUCUUCCGAGGUCCCCACAUUUCAAGAGAAGACGAAAGCCCUAUUUGGAAAUCUUAUGGACGAAGAAAUGAGUCGCCAGACUGCCACCGCGCUCCCCACAGGAACAUCCAAGUGCCCUGCCUCCCAGCGCGUGCCCACCCUGUCGGGGACCACCGCCUCCAACAGUGACCUAGCCAGCCUGUUUGAGUGCCCCGUGUGUUUUGACUAUGUCCUGCCCCCCAUCCUUCAGUGCCAGUCGGGACACCUGGUAUGCUCCAACUGUCGGCCCAAGCUAACCUGCUGCCCUACCUGUCGAGGGCCGCUGGGCUCCAUCAGGAACCUGGCUAUGGAGAAGGUGGCCAACUCGGUACUCUUCCCAUGCAAAUACGCCUCGUCAGGCUGCGAAGUCACGCUGCCGCACACCGACAAGACGGAGCACGAAGAGCUUUGCGAGUUCCGACCGUACUCUUGCCCCUGCCCCGGCGCCUCCUGCAAGUGGCAGGGCUCCCUGGAUGCCGUCAUGCCUCACUUGAUGCACCAGCACAAGUCCAUUACCACACUGCAGGGGGAAGACAUUGUGUUCUUGGCCACAGACAUCAACCUUCCCGGCGCAGUGGACUGGGUGAUGAUGCAGUCGUGCUUCGGCUUCCACUUCAUGUUGGUGCUGGAGAAGCAGGAGAAAUAUGACGGCCACCAACAAUUCUUUGCCAUCGUGCAACUCAUUGGGACUCGCAAACAAGCGGAGAACUUUGCGUAUCGGUUGGAGCUCAACGGCCACCGGCGCCGCCUGACCUGGGAGGCCACGCCACGCUCCAUCCACGAGGGCAUCGCCACCGCCAUUAUGAACAGCGACUGUCUGGUGUUCGACACGUCCAUCGCGCAGCUCUUCGCCGAAAACGGCAACCUAGGCAUCAAUGUAACCAUCUCCAUGUGCUAAGAACUCACUGGAUAAGCCAAGGGGGUGAGGGGCGAGGGGCGUUUGCGCGCAUGUGUAUGUAUGUGUGUGUGAAACAACCACUUUCCGGAUGGGUUUGUCGGCCAUUUUGAAGGGGUUGAAUCAGCUCGACUUCAUCUCCGCCAGACUCCUUGAAGACACUAUGGAUGUGGAAUUGGACUGUCUUGUCGGGCAGCUGUGAGGAACCCGGGGCGGGUGGAUGAACAUGAGGGUAAAACUGUUGUCGAGAUGGCUGAAGCCUUAUAAACACGCAAAACAAACGUACAUCUGAGAGUCACACAUUUGUUGUCGUUCAGCAUCUUCUCUGUUCUUGUUUUAGUGUGCCCCCUCCUGACCCCCCCAGCCGCUCACCUCUAUCAUUCUACCCCCCCCCCCCCCACCCACACACACACACUACCUGUUAAAACGGGCCACCGGCUCCACGCUAGACAGUUGGCAAUCUAGUCUCAUAGGUACAGGCCCACCCUGUCCCUCGCGCACCUAUCGGCAUCAGGGACGGUUCUGUCGAGGGCUCCCAAGCCCCGUAACACAGGACAUCCUCCAGCCAGUCUCCCUCACACAGAUUCCUGACGACUGUGCAAGACACACCUUUCAUCACCUGAGUUCUUUAUUGAUGUUACAACACUCUCUUCUCAUCUGAAGAGAAGAUGAAGAAGAUUCACUCGGAGGGAUUUUUUCCAGCCCAAAAAUGACCUCUCAAUGGUUCACCCAAUAAGUGUGUUUGCCUGUGUGUGGAUGUCACAGAGAGACAAUAAGGUCACUCUUGUGUGUUUUUUGGCACAGCAUUUCAGUUCAAGUUUUCUUUGUUGGAUUUCUUCGGUCUAUUGGAGAGAGGUGAACUAAUUGGCCUGCUUAUCUCUACCAUCCCUUCUCAGUGACCAGGAUACUAUUCUUAUUACAUGGAGAUGAUCUUUAUUAUUGUUUGUCAAAUGACUUUCUACAACAGACAGACAGUUGUCAAACUUGUGGCUAAACAGUGUUUUUGUAGGUAAAAGCAAGUUGAAUUCUCUUGUUUCUCCUCCCUCCUCUGCCUGGUUGCAUUGUUUUUUUUUCCCUCCUUUAAUCUAUUUGUCCGUAUGUCCUCUUUUGGUAAGUCUUCUUUCUUCUUUGUUGUUAAACGAGAGCAUUCUACAUGUGGAAUCUCCGUCAUCUUGCUGCUCUCCCUCAACUGGACCCUCGCUUGACCUUUUCUGUUUUAACAUGUCAUUAAAUACAUUAAAUAAAUUUAUCUUUUUCAUA